AUGUACGAUACUCGUUUUGGUCAAAAUUGGGCUCCAACUGGGAAUGCUGCAAGACGUAUUGAAGUUUAUUCGAAAAGUGGAACAAUUUUAGCUGGACUAUUUCUAAUUGGUUUAAUUCUUGUAAUUGUAAUUGUUCUAUCUCUAAUACCACUUUAUCUAAGAGGAAAAACAACUUCACAAGGAAGUUUUAUUCAAAUAGCAAACGUUGAUGUGUUCGGUUAUGUUUUAACAUUUAUUCAUAAUCCAAUAAAUUUAAAUAUUACUUUGCUAGCUAACAAUACUUUCGCUUUAGAAGCAGCGCUUACAUCCAUGAUGCAAACGGAUUCAUAUUUGGCUGGUUCCGUUGUAACAUUAAACAGUUCUUUAGUCAAUUCAGAAAAUUCUAGACGACGAAGAAGAUUCAUAAAAAUUUACUCCGAAACUGACUUUGUCCCCCGCCCUGCCUCCGAGGUAUCGGGGCGCCCCUGCUCCUAUGAUACCGUAUCUCAAAAUACUCAUCUAGUCAGUGAUUUACACAUAAUGAUGGGUGGUAAAUCGUGUGCAACAAGCACAUGUGCUCAAAUAUUUCAUGAUCGUGUUGUCAAAACUUUUACUAGUAUAUUAAAUAAAACAACACCAUUUGUACACUAUGAAGAAAAUUCUGAAAUAUUCCAUUUUCUUUAUAUACUUCCUUCAACUUGUAAUUCAAAUGUCAGUAUUAUUUAUGCUGAUGGAAGUGUUAUUUCAAGCUUAUUAGCUAGGCUAUUGGCAUUUCAACAAAGUCAUAGUGUUUAUUCAGUAUCAACUUCAUCUACAGUUUUAAGAACUUCGGUAAUCGCUUGA
This is a messenger RNA of Didymodactylos carnosus, 822 nucleotides long. The record is from the annotation of a GenBank genome assembly. Lineage: Eukaryota; Metazoa; Rotifera; Eurotatoria; Philodinida; Philodinidae.